Molecule: messenger RNA, 1314 nt
Organism: Penaeus monodon (black tiger shrimp)
Lineage: Eukaryota; Metazoa; Arthropoda; Malacostraca; Decapoda; Penaeidae
Product: cylicin-2-like
Exons: 1
Coding region: 1-1314 (437 amino acids)
Source: RefSeq, a predicted model, not a curated record
AUGGGGAUCAAAGGUCCUGAUUUCAGUCUGCCUAGCAUGAAUAUCAAAGGAGGCAAAGAUGAAGAAGAGUCGGAUAAUGAAAACGAAAAUGACAAAGAUAAGAAGUCCAAGAAAGGAUUUAGUCUUGGCCUAAAAGGACCUGAUUUCAAUUUACCUAGUAUUAGCAUGGGAGGAAGUGCAGAAGCAGGUAGUAAGGAGGAGGAAUCAGAUAAUGAAGAAGCUGGUAAGAAGAAGUCCAAGAAGGGCUUUGGUUUUGGAUUCAAGGGCCCUGAUUUUAAUAUGCCUAGCAUGAGCAUCAAAGGUGGGGGAGAGCGUGACAAGGGGUCUGACGAUGAUGAUGAAAAGGAUAACGAUGGGAAAUCGAAGAAAGGAUUUAGUCUUGGUCUUAAGGGACCUGAAUUCAACUUGCCUAGCAUGAGCAUCAAGGGAAAUGCUGGACAUGAUAAAGAAGCUUCAGAUGAUGAUGAUGAUAACAAAAGUGAGAAGACCAGAAAAGGCUUCAAUCUUGGCCUAAAAGGUCCCAGUUUCAAUUUACCAAGCAUGAGCAUCAAAGGCAGUGGAGAAGGGCGAGAUAAGGAAGAAUCAGAGGAUGAUGAUGAAAAUGUCAAAGAUAAGAAAUCUAAAAGAGGAUUUAGUCUUGGAUUUAAAGGCCCCGAUCUCAGUAUGCCAAGUUUGAGUGUCAAAGGAGGUGCAGAUGAUGACAAAGAAGAGUCUGAUGAUGACAAAGACAAGGAAAAGAAAUCGAAGAAAGGAUUUAAUCUUGGAUUUAAGGGUCCUGACUUUAGUCUCCCGAGCAUGAGUCUUAAAGGAACUGCAGAUGACGAUAACACGAAAGAUGAACUUGAUGAAGGAGAAAGAGAUAAGGAUGGAAAGUCGAGGAAGGGUUUCAGUCUUGGAUUAAAGGGUCCUGAUUUUAACCUACCUAGUAUGAGCAUGAAGGGAAAAAUGGAAGGAGAUGUUAAGGAUUCAGAUGACGAGAAAGAAGACAAUGAAAAGAGGUCAAAGAAAGGUAUUAGUCUGGGCUUCAAAGGUCCCGAUUUCAGCAUGCCAAGUAUGAGUAUUCGGGGCAGUGGAGAAGGUGACAGGGCAAGAGAAUCUGAGGAUGACGAGAAAAACAAAGAAAAGAAAUCAAGGAAAGGUUUUAGCCUUGGGUUCAAAGGCCCCGACUUCAGCCUGCCUAGCAUGAGCAUCAAGGGCAGUGGGGAAGGAGGUGACAAGGGAGGAGAAUCUGAAGAUGAAGAUGAUGAUAAGAAAAAGUCAAGGAAGGGUUUUAAUCUUGGUUCAAAGGCCCUGACUUCAGUCUUCCCAGCAUGA